AUGCAUCCGCUUUCGAUACGCUACCAAGAGCUGGAAGGCGAGCGACCUCUGUUCCUGCAGACCAUAGAAUGUCCAUUCACCGUCGAGACUUGGCGCACUCUACUAAAAAAAACAGCGAGAUUUCUGGUGUUUGAGCCCGGAGAACAGUGGAUGUAUAGUCCUGGACUUGAAUGGGCUGGGCUGAUAAACAAAAAUCAGGUGGAGCAAGUGACGGGCCUGAAACUGGGUAAAUAUAUAGAGACAGUAUUCACUGUCCUGAUCCGGACUCCCCAAUUGCUACUGGUGGGUCGACAUGAAAAAAGGCAUUGCUGGUGUGUACUUGUCCCAGCUUCUCCCCACUGGCGACCAAAGGGCUGUCGACUAGCUGAGUCCAAGCGGGCCGUCUAUACCAUCCUGGAAUGA
Penicillium waksmanii is the source of this 402-nucleotide messenger RNA. RefSeq lists its product as uncharacterized. The record is from RefSeq and is a predicted model, not a curated record. NCBI's taxonomy places the organism in Eukaryota, Fungi, Ascomycota, Eurotiomycetes, Eurotiales, Aspergillaceae. The coding region runs from base 1 to 402 and encodes 133 amino acids. The transcript is spliced from 4 exons.